Messenger RNA from Oreochromis niloticus (Nile tilapia), 1533 nucleotides. RefSeq lists its product as uncharacterized. Lineage: Eukaryota; Metazoa; Chordata; Actinopteri; Cichliformes; Cichlidae. The transcript is spliced from 2 exons. The coding region runs from base 596 to 1441 and encodes 281 amino acids. The record is from RefSeq and is a predicted model, not a curated record.
UUAGUUCAUUAGGUUAUCUAAGCUCAUUUGUUUAUUUAGAUUCCCCUUGUGUCUUCUACCCCUGUGUUUUAGUCUCCUUUUGCCCUUUAUGUGUUUCACGCUGCGUGUCUUAUGUUGUCAAGGUUAUAUUGUCUUGUCUGCGUCUCAUGUUUCCUGUUUUAUUUUGAAAGUCUAUGUCCUAUGUCAGUGCAGUCAGCUUUGCUUCCUUUGUCUCAUUAUGUCAGACCAGUGUCAGCUGUUUCCCCGUGUGUUUCCACUUCCGCUAAUCAGCCUUGUGUGUAUUUAGUCUGUGUGUUUCUGUUCAUUGUUUGUCAGGUCGUCUGUUGUCCACGCCAUGUUUGCCAUCCCAUGCCUCGCCUCCAAGUUUCUUGUCUAGGUUUUUCUUAUUGUUUGUUUAGAUUUCCCAGUUUAGGUUUGUGUUGAUUUUUGCUUCAGUUUGCCUUGCCUUUUGUUUGUACCUUUUACCAGCCUCAUUAAACGGCUCGCUUUUGUUAACAUUCACGUUUUGUUCCCUGUUCCUUGGAGUCUGCAUUUUGGGUCCUUUUUUCAAUUCAUACAGUCUGCCCCCGCCAGACUGUGACAGAAUGACCUGACCAUGUUGGACCCAGCGGACAUUUAUUUCACAGACUUUUUUGAAUUCAAGAUUCGUGUUACGAUUCUUCACGGGCUUUGGAUUAUUUCCUCUGCAGGCAAGCAGGAGGAGGAGAAGGAGGCUAUUCGGGCUCAGAUGACCCGGAUAGCCACGGCUAACCCAAGGUUUUUGGACUUUUUGCCUGAGGAUUUAAAGAACUUUGUUAUUGCCUCAACUUGCUCUACCUCGCCAUUAUCACCACAGCCCUGCGGAGACGCAGGUCUUCCUUCGCCGGCUACAGGAGUAAGAGUCGGCGUGUUCAGGCUCUCGCCUGUGUCACCACAGCAGCGGACAAGUGCUGUGGUUUCCUCACCACAACCAGUGGCUGCUUCAAGCGCUACAUUCACCUCAGCCGUAGCGGCGCCAGCCUCCACAACCAUGGUUUCCAGGAGGAGGCAGCGCCCACGUCGUCACCGUGGCUUACAGCAGCAUGAGUUCAUGGGCCCAGUUAUGGAGGUUCCGCACCUGCUGGCCCUGCCUCGCCUCAGCCAGAGGUCUCCGCACCUGCUGGCCCUGCCUCGCCUCAGCCAGAGGUCUCCGCACCUGCUGGCCCUGCCUCGCCUGGUUCUGCCACGCCUCAGCCUGAGGACAAUGCCUCGCCUGGUCCUGCCACGCCUCAGCCUGAGGACAAUGCCUCGCCUGGUCCUGUCGCACCAGCUGGAGGUUCAGCCGAGCCCGUCCAGUAUCCUGCCACACCUGCUGCAGCGCCACCACCUGGUCCACCACCUGCGGCUUCCACGCCGUCGCCUGCAGUGCCAUCCACCAUAUUUAAGCUGGCUAAACGAUUUGGACUUAGUGCUUCAGAGCUGAUGGAUCAAGUUAAGUUUUGUGUUCCACAGCCACUCAUGUUUGAAUCAACUCGCCAUGCUUUCUUGCCAGUGUCUAUGGAAACUGUUCAUGUG